Filobasidium floriforme is the source of this 1278-nucleotide messenger RNA. RefSeq lists its product as uncharacterized. The transcript is spliced from 3 exons. The record is from RefSeq and is a predicted model, not a curated record. Lineage: Eukaryota; Fungi; Basidiomycota; Tremellomycetes; Filobasidiales; Filobasidiaceae. The coding region runs from base 1 to 1278 and encodes 425 amino acids.
AUGCAGGUGACGAGGCAGCUAGAGAUGGGGCCCACUGCAAGCCGUCCCGCAUUGCGACCAUCUGCCUCGAUUUCCGGUUCUUUCAAUAAGAACCCGCCGGGAGCUAGAUCAUCCGAGACCACAGGCCUUGUAUUACGCCCAAGAGCCAAGGUGAAUAUGGGCAAUACGGACGCUCGAUACACACUCCCGGCAGCGCCAAUCGACCGACGGUCACCCGCGUUGACCAGGAAUGAUGCCAAAACGCAAGGCCACGGUCUAUCAGCUGUUCCGUCGGUGGCCGUUCGCUCCGAACGUCUCUGGACUGGUCACAAGCUCACAAGAGACAUUAGUAUGGCCGCCGCCGAAGGCCCCGUACAAUUGUACAGCCCCAGAGCGACAGCCCUCACGGCUGCCACAUCCGCAUUGGGUGCCAAAUCGAAACAACCCGAUCCUAUAACCGGUGUUUCUCGAUUGGGGGAAGACCCGAGAAACAAUGCUUCAAGAAGCAUACUCACAAGACCGUCGUCCCCUGUAAAUUCCGAUCUCGAGCCAGGAGACUACAGGCCCAGGUCCGGGGUGUCUCCACGAUCACCAGCCAGAAGCAGUGCGAGAAAGGCGCGCCUACAAUCAGAGCACGACAGGCGGCUCGGCGAUGCUCACUCAAAGGGUGCCGAGACGCUCCCACGACUGCAGGCCACUGGAAUCGCUCUUGACAUGGACCAGGAUGAAGAGGAGAGUCUACAGCCAUUUCUGCUACCGUCCGAGGAGGAAAUGGAAGUACCUGGCUCCCCGGAGCGAUCCCCUGUUUCGGCAAGAGAGACGAUUGAAGUCAACAGCGCUGCUGCAGAGGCAAAGAGAGACCGCAAGUACGCCGACCUGUUGAUUACGAACAGGUCCCUCAUGACACUGAACAGACAACAUGAAGCGGAAGUGACGAGGAAGGACCAGAUAAUAUUGACAUUGAGACGACAGCUUAGAAGUUCUGGACAGCUUCAACGGGCUUCGGAAUCGAUGCAUGCCCCAGGACAUAUUCAUCCGGUGUCAACAGAUGUUGCCGCUCAUAUGGAGACGUUAGAUGACAUCGGACUAGACGACUACCUCGAUUGCAUCGCGCAGAUCGACACCGCGGUGACACGAGCCAACGCACGUCUGGAACUUAUGGUCGACAAAGGUCGACAAGCCUUGAGCGCAAUUAACGACGUCAGAGAUGGUGCAAAGGGUCGAGUGCUGGUAGUGCUAGAUGAAGAUGAUUACGCAACGACUGUUCAUGCUGAGUCAGAGCCACUACCCGAUGGCUAG